UAAGGGGGCAGGACUCCGGGAGCAUCAUGAAAGCAAAGACUGAGCUUCUCCCUCUGCCCUUCCUCCUUCCCUGCCUGCUGUUUCCCUGCCUGCAUGCUCCCGGGGAGGAACUGGGCUCCCCUUCGCCUUCCCGGGCUCUCGGUGCAGGACAGGGAUGAAGGCAGGAGCUGGGUGCUGGGAUGGGAGGCUGAGCGAGGGGAGGAGGAGGCAGAGGAGGGGAGGGCUAGGGGGAGGAUCUGCUAAUUACACAGAACAGCUCUGGGGGCUCUGCUGAAGUCCAGAAUGAAGCAAAGAGCAGCAGAAGCAAGUGCUGCAGUGGGAGCGGAGCAGCGUCACCAAGAGCCGGGGCUGGCUGGGAGCAAACGGGGGCACCCCGGGAACCCUGCAGCCCCGUAUCCCCAGGGAACAGCCUCCAGCACAGCCACCAGCUCCUCGGCAGCCAGCCCCGGGCCAGAAGAGGGGAAGGGGCUGGUGGUCCCGGGGGUGCAGGGUUAAACUCAGCCCUGCUGCAGGCUAGGCUGGAGGGCAGCGGAGCCCUGCCAUGGUCCCGGGGGGCUAGGAACCUGAGCGGAUCCACCGGGAAGGGGUAACGGAUGGCUGCUGAAGGAGGGAGAGCCAAGCCCGGCACCCAGUCCAGGAUGGAGAACUUCCGAAAGGUGAGGACGUCGGAGGAGGAGAGCCCAUUGCCCUUCCCCGACCUGCCACCGGACGUGGUGGAGAUGAAAGUGAAGGAGGGCAGCAAGAUCAGGAACCUGAUGAACUUCGCCAUGGCCCAGAUGGAGCUGAAGGGCAGGCGGCAGAUUGUCUUCAGCGGCUGCGGCAGGGCCGUCACCAAGACCAUCACCUGCGUGGAGAUCAUGAAGCGGAAGCUGGGAGGGCUGCACCAGGUCACCAAGGUGCGCUACAAAACCCUGCUGGAAGUCUGGGAGAACCAGGACCCACUGCCCAGCGGCGGGGCACAGAACCUGACUGUCCACAAGAACGUCCCCUCCAUCAGCAUCCUGCUCUCCCGGGACCCCCUGGAUCCCAACCAGACCGGCUACCAGCCCCCGGAGCCCCGGCACGGGCUGGAGCCACAGCUCGGCCAGGAGGGAGAAGACACGUCCAGCUCCUCCAGCAAGGGGGUGAAGCGGCCCCUGCCACCUCCCUGCGAGGAGCUGCUCACCAAGAAGCUGCAGGUACAGAUACCCGAUGGCCCGAGGGGCUCGGGGAGCACCGACCGCCCAGCAGACCAUCACCACUGAGCGCCACCUCCUGCCCCGACCAGCCCCAC
This is a messenger RNA of Pezoporus flaviventris, 1273 nucleotides long. It is a transcript of the gene RPP25, whose product is annotated as ribonuclease P and MRP subunit p25. Gene Ontology annotation, cellular component: ribonuclease MRP complex. Bases 594 to 1244 code for a protein of 216 amino acids. The transcript has a single exon. Gene Ontology annotation, molecular function: RNA binding. The record is from RefSeq and is a predicted model, not a curated record. Gene Ontology annotation, biological process: tRNA 5'-leader removal. NCBI's taxonomy places the organism in Eukaryota, Metazoa, Chordata, Aves, Psittaciformes, Psittacidae.